AUGAAGUCUUCACAGAGUAUUUUAUUCGGUGUACUUCUUAUGCUUGUAUAUUGUCGUGGUUUUUAUGCAAGUGUGCGUGACCGCAAAGAUUUAUGUCCAAAAAUCAACCCUUGGGUGUUCCUUGGCUACAGGCCAUUAAGUAAAGAAGACGCUGGUCUCUAUAUGAAAAUUUCAAAUGUCACAUUGAAUGGAUGUAUCAUGAAAUGCUGUGAAUCUGAUAAUUGUAAUGUGGUUUUCAUGAACAAAAACGAUUGCUAUACGCUGUCGUGUAAAACAAACGAUGACUGUUUACCAGUUUAUGCUAAAGAACAUGUCUUGGAUUUCAAAAUGAUUUUAGUAGCUCCACUUUCACCUGCUAAUUAUUGGACUGACAUUUUAGAAGGAAACAGUUUCUCCGAGCCUGAGGAUGCCAAAGUAGUAUACUCCUUAGAUAAAAUAUGCGAAGUGAACAAUGAUUGUUCUGAUAAUGAAUUAUGUGACCCUCAAAUUGGUAUUUGUGUUUGUUCUGAGGGUUAUCAAUUAGACGAUACUAAGAAAUUCUGUUAUUCAAAUACUGGUAAUUUAGGAUUAGGAUCAAAUAUAUCUGGUUAUGAUGUAGACGAUGUAAACAAUGCUAUACCAGAACAACAACAACCAUUUGACAGUUUAAAAAAAGUAUCAGUUGAAAGUGAAUCCCAAAAACCACCUGAAAUCAAACAUUUAGUUGUUUCAGUUUUGUCAAAAACUGUACGAUUACCAGAAAACGAAGCUACACUUUCUGCUUAUACUGUACCAGCAGAUGACACAGGUCAUAGUUAUCAAUAUGAAUGGUCACUGAUUUCAAAAACUCAGGGCUCUGGACAAACUGUAUCAAUGAAUGAUCAGAAUGGAAGCACAUUGAAACUUUCUAAUUUAGUUGAAGGUCUAUAUAUGUUCAAGGUGACUGUUACCGGUACAGGUGCUUUUGGAGAAGCACAAGCCAAUGUCACGGUAUUACUGCCACAAAGAAUCAAUACACCACCAAAAGCUGUGAUAUUACCAUCUUCCUUGGUGGUAAAGUUACCUAAUACAGUAGCAGUGCUUGAUGGUUCAAGUAGUCGUGAUGAUACUGGUAUUGUGCAUUGGCGUUGGGAGUUACAAAAAGGUCAACUAGGAUAUCGACCUCAUUUACCCCCUGAUACUCCAACUUUACAGUUAAAUGAUCUACAAAUUCCUGGAAACUACACAUUCAAAUUGACCGUUAUGGAUGCGUGGAAUGCUACCGACUCAACUACAGCUAAUAUUACUGUUAUGCGAGUACCUGAUUAUCCGCCAGAAGCAAAUGCUGGUCAAGAUAUGGUUGUUUAUUUACCAGUAAAAAAUGUGACUCUAAAUGGAAGUCUAAGCACAGAUGAUCAUGGUAUUGUUGCAUGGGAGUGGACAAAAAGUUCUUCAGAUCAAAAUAAAGCUGUCGAUAUUCAAGAUACACGUACACCAUAUCCCAGGUUAUCUAAUUUGGAAGAAGGUUUAUACACAUUUGUAUUGAGAGUGACUGAUAAUGCAAAUCAAACAUCAAGUCCAUCAGAAGUUCAUGUCUUUGUCAAACCACCAACCAAUAAACCUCCUGUUGCCGUUGCUGGUAAAAAUUUAACAUUAUCAUUGCCUCAAACUUGGGCAUUACUUGAUGGUUCAAAAAGUAGCGAUGAUAUUGGAAUAGAAAAAUGGAAGUGGUAUCAAAUUAGUGGUCCAUCGAAUGUGCGUUUCAAUAAAGACAACGCAUCUAGAACAAAUGUUACUGAAUUGACUAAAGGUGUUUAUGUAAUUGGUUUAACUGUCACUGAUGGAAAUGGAAAUAACGCUUCAGACAUUGUUAAAAUUACAGUAUAUCAAAACAAAAAUACUCCACCUAAAGCUAACGCUGGUGGAGAUAAGACAAUUGUAUUACCAGUCAGUGCUAUUGUUCUCAAUGGCUCGUUGUCAUGGGAUGAUUUAGCCAUUGUAAAAUGGGACUGGAUUCGUGAACCAAAUUCUUUAGCUGCUGGAAAUAUAAUUUUAAAUUCAGACCAUUCGUCGGUUCUAAUUGUAACAAACAUUGUUGAAGGACGAUAUGUAUUUCGUUUAAAAGUUACUGAUGACCAAGGAGCGUCCAGUGAAGAUAUAGUUUCGGUUAACGUCAAGCCUGAUCCUAUUGCAAAGUCUAUUGUAUGUUUAACACUUUACAUUGAAGCAAGCCGAUUAACACAAAAUCAAGCAGACGAGGUAAAAUUAAAAUUAGGCAUGUUGUUGCCAACUGGUAGUCAAUUAAAGGUUAGAAAAUGGACAGAAGAACAAAAUUCUAAAAGGGCCCAGUUACAUUUCUUCGUUGAUGAUAAUAAAAAUAAAACACUCUCAGGACCAGAUGUAGUCUCUAUGUUAAAAUCCAAACUCAAACAAGAUUCUUCACUUUUACAACUAUCUGUUGACAAUAUUCAAACUACAGUUUGUCAAAAUAAUUGUUCAGGCCACGGAAUUUGUGAAGAAGAAACACGUAUAUGCGUUUGUGAAGCAUUUUGGAUGCACAAUUUGUACAGAGCUUUAUUUGGAGAUGGUGAAUCCAAUUGUGAAUGGAGUAUUGUAUAUGUGGUUAUCAUAUUAGCUGCUUUGUUUGUAACUACAGUAUUUUGUUUUUGGAGUAUUGCUUGUUUCUGCAAUCGGAUCUGUACUACUAAACAAAAAAUCAAAAAAUACAAGCUAGUUGGAGUUGAUGAUGAUAAUCAUUCAAUGAAAAGUUCAAUGUCACACUUGGAAUUAUCUGACACAGAUUCAGAUUCAGACGUACUAUUAGAUGUGAGAAAGGCCAAAAUGAAUCAGAACAGUAUGUCAAACAAAUUUUUAAAUGUCUCUCGAUACAAGAAAAAUAAGAGAGUUAAUGCUUGAACUGCUAAAAAUUGUUAUUCUAAUUUUUUUACUAUUCAUAACAGAAUUUCAGAACAUCAAUAGCUUCUCAUACAAUUAUACAAUAUAAUGUGAGCUUUAUUCAUAGAAAAACUAAAAAUGACAAAUUAUUUUUAAAAUUUGUGAAAAAAAUUAUUUGACGAACUGAUAAUAUUUUACACACAUAUAUCUUAUUUUAAUUUAAAUUAUUUGAAUACUAUAUUUUAAACAAAACCUUUAUAUAUAGAGUAUUCUGAUGUAUACCAUUAUUUUCUAGUCAUGCUUGUUUUAUUUU
Molecule: messenger RNA, 3166 nt
Organism: Rhopalosiphum maidis (corn leaf aphid)
Lineage: Eukaryota; Metazoa; Arthropoda; Insecta; Hemiptera; Aphididae
Product: dyslexia-associated protein KIAA0319-like protein
Exons: 17
Coding region: 1-2874 (957 amino acids)
Cellular component (GO): plasma membrane; cytoplasmic vesicle
Source: RefSeq, a predicted model, not a curated record